Messenger RNA from Morus notabilis, 3833 nucleotides. RefSeq lists its product as uncharacterized. NCBI's taxonomy places the organism in Eukaryota, Viridiplantae, Streptophyta, Magnoliopsida, Rosales, Moraceae. The transcript has 22 exons. The record is from RefSeq and is a predicted model, not a curated record. Bases 56 to 3652 code for a protein of 1198 amino acids.
UCUCUCUCUCUCUCUCUAGAGAAAGAAAAGUCAUUUCUGCAAUAAAACAUAAAAAAUGUUCACCGAAGGUCUCGACGAGAGCGCCUUAAAGUGGAUCAAACAGGGUUCAGAAGUAGAAGCUGAGAAUCAGCAGCCGCGAGUGAGAUCGCCACUCGCGGAGAGAACAGCUCCGAAAUCGCCUCUUCUCUUCAACGCAAACGGAAGCUUCACAACUUCCAAUGCUCUGCCUCCGCUGAAAUUCUACUCUGGCUUGCUCGCUGUGCCCCAUAGCUUGGCGACUCGGUCCCUCAAAGACGAUGACGAUGAUGAGGAAUUAGAAGAAGACUAUGAGAGCACUGCUUCUGUUUCCGACAGCACUUAUUCGUACGAAGAAGCUUUGGGGUCCAACGAUUCGAAGCCGAUUGGGCGGUGUUACGAUGAUGGUGAUGAACCGUUUGGAUGCAAAGCUGGCGCGAAUUUGAAGAGAAGCAACGUGUCAUCGGUGUCGAUGAAUCGGGGGUUUUUGAAUGAGGGUUUGAGGAUUGAAGUGCCUGAUAAUUCGAGGAGAUUCACGGAUGGCGAAUUGGGGUUCAGGAAAAGUGCUAGUACUGUUCAUAAAAGUUCAACCCCUUGUGGUGGUGGAGAUCAGCUUCAGAAGAGGAUUCACUUGCGGAAUUUACGUGGUGCAAUUGGUAAUGAAAGAAGUGUGCUAAGAGAUUCAGCAGACUUAGGGACUCCAAGUGCGCCGCCCAUUCUCGAUGUGCCAAGUGAUGGAAGAAGCAAUGAGACUGAAGAUCAACAUCAGGGAGCUCCUGAAGUUUUCACUGAGAAUGAUCAAUCUGAUAAUGGAACAUGCCCUUCAAGGGAAUCAGUGGGUUUUGAUGCUGUGAAAGAAGGUUUAUCAAAUUGGAAAUCACAUUCGGCGGGAACCGCUGAAUUUGGUGCAAGAUUAAAUAAAACCACAACUGGAGAAAGAGAAAUGCAGAUGCCACAUUUGCAGGCGAACCAAUUAGAGCAUUCAUCAUAUUAUAGUACUAGUGGUCAAUAUGCCUGGCAAACAUUGAUUGCAUAUGAUGCUUGUAUACGGUUAUGCCUCCAAGCAUGGGAGAGAGGCUGCGCUGAGGCACCUGAAUUUCUUCACGGUGAAUGCUUGGUUCUACGAAAUGCAUUUGGACUCCACAAUUAUCUGUUGCAACCCCGAGGUGUACAGCCAAAAGAAGAUAGGCCUAGCAUGAGUGCAGAACAAAAAUGUCUUCUAAAAACAAAGCAAGUUGUUGGAAAGAUACGAGUAGAAGUGAGAAAACUUCGUGUAAUAACAAGAAGGAAACUUAAGAGCACAUAUUCGCAGUGGGGUGCUAUCUACAUGCAUGCAGGAGCAGAGUAUGUUAGAAGCAUGGUAAAAACUGGCAUGAAUAGUUUGAAAACAGCCUCUAUGGUUACAUCGCAAGAGCCUCAAUUAUGUUUAUUCCAACUCAGCAGCGCCACAGAAAAUAAUCAAAUGGAACCAACUUCUGCAGUUUGCUUGCGCCCUGGAAGUGGGGAUCACCAUGUGUUUUUUCCUGAGAGUCAAGGAGAUGCUCUUUUGGUGGAAGUCCAAGACACAAAAAGAUCAGUCCUGGGUCGAACUACAAUACCAAUUGCAUCCUUGAAUGAUAAUCCUAGUGAUAGAGUUCGCUGGUGGCCCAUUUACCAUGAUGAUCAAGAAUGUAUUGGGAAGAUACAGCUCUACAUUGGUAGUACUAUUACAACUGAGGAGACAAAUCACGUAAAGAGUGGACCAGUUGCAGAAACUCUUGCCUAUGAUUUAUUGCUGGAGGCUGCUAUGCGGGCACAUAAUUUCCAUUCUCGGAACUUGUGGUUACAUGGAACUUGGAAGUGGUUGUUGACUGAAUUUUCAUACUAUUAUGGAGUUUCCGUUUCAUAUACAAAGUUGAGAUACCUCUCACAUGUCAUGCAUGUAGCGACUCCAACAAAAGACUGCUUAGAUCUUGUGCAUGAAUUACUUGUACCGAUAAUAGAGGCUCGAAGUGAAAAAUCUUUGACAAGGCAGGAGAAAAGCAUACUUUUAGAUUGUGAAACCCAAAUUGAGUCACUACUAGCAAAUGUUUUUGAGAACUACAAAUCAUUGGAUGAAGACUCUCCCACAGGAAUAAGAGACUUUUUUGGGCCAAUUGAAGAAUCUGCAGCACCAGCCUUAGCUCCCGCCGUACAAGUCUACGGACUUCUGCAUGAUAUACUGAGUCCUGAUGCACAGAGUAUGCUGCGAAGCUAUUUGCAGGCAGCAGCAAAAAAGAGGUGCCGAACACACAUGGUGGAGACUGAUGAGUUUGUGUCGAGCAAUUCUGAAGGUUUUAUCAUGGAUUCAAUUACCAUCUCAACAGCAUAUCUAAAGAUGAAGAAUCUCUGUACGACUAUUAGCAAAGAAAUUCAGGCCGACAUUAAGAUACAUAACCAGCACAUACUUCCCAGUUCAAUUGACCUGUCAAACAUCACAGCUGCUGUUUACAGCACCGAGUUGUCCAACCGACUUCGAGUUUUUCUUUCUGCAUGGCCUCCAUCCAGUCCACAGCCACAUGUAAAUGAACUUUUAGUGGCAACUGCUGAUUUUGAGAGGAACCUUGAAUCAUGGAAUAUCAGUCCAGUGCAGGGUGGCAUAGACUCGAGAAAUCAAUUCCAUAAUUACAUAAUGGUCUGGGUACAGGAUAUGCAACUUAGCUUCCUUGAUCAAUGCAAAGCAGAAAAGGUGCCUUGGUCUGGAGUGUCAACAAAUCAUUCUACCUCACCAUUUGCUGAGGAAAUGUAUGAGAAAAUGAGAGAAUGCCUCGUUCAAUACGAAGUUGUAAUCAACCGGUGGCCUCAAUAUUCCUUGGUUCUAGAAAAUGCCGUAGCUGAUGUGGAAAGAGCAAUCAUAAAAGCACUAGAGAGGCAGUACAAUGAUAUUUUGACUCCAUUGAAAGAUAGCAUUCCAAAGAGGCUUAAUAUGCAGGUUCAGAAACUGACAAGGAGACAAUCAGUGACAAUCUACUCCGUUCCAAGUCAACUGGGAACCUUUCUGAACACCAUGAAGAGAAUUCUUGAUGUCCUCCAUUGUAGAGUUGAGGACAUUCUAAAGAAUUGGGCAUCUGUUCUUCCCGUUAUUGGGGAUAAAAAGUCUCUAUUUGGGGAGCAGAUGAAUGCUGUUACUGUACUCCUGAGAACAAGAUACAAAAAUUAUUUGCAGGCAAUAGUUGGGAAGCUCAUAAGCAAUUUGCAAGAUAAUCGAAGCACGCGGCUUAAAAGGAUUCUGGAGGAAACAAAGGAAGAAGAUGGAGAAGCUGAGGUUCGAGAAAGAAUGCAUAUGCUGAGUUUACAGCUUGUUGACUCUAUAUCCAACUUGCAUGGGGUGUUGACAAGUCAAAUAUUUAUUGCAACUUGCCGUGGAUUUUGGGACAGGAUGGGACAAAUUGUAUUAAAAUUUCUCGAGGGGAGGAAGGAAAACCGAGUUUGGUACAACGGAUCUUAUUAUGCACUUGAGAUGUUGGAUGAUACCUUUGCCUCUCAAAUGCAGAGACUGCAAGGCAACGCCCUACAAGAGAAAGAUCUCGAGCUCCCACGUUCAGUUGUAGAAGCUCGGUCCAUCCUUUCUAGAGACACAGCAAAUGCAAUAGAAGGCUCUCAAUAUUUCUAUGUAUAGCAGCAGUGCACACCGCUCCAACUGCCAACUCAACCAACCCUAAGGGCGUGGCUUAGUUUUUCACGGUGGUCUUCAAUGGUCUAGGUCAUUUUGCAGUAUUGUCGUAUAUUUGUAUAGCAGGGGUCAAUUCUUUUGUGUAUUUUAUUUGGUUACAUAUUAUUUUGUUCAUUCUUUCUGUAUU